Polypterus senegalus (gray bichir) is the source of this 4284-nucleotide messenger RNA. RefSeq names its product aristaless-related homeobox protein-like. The record is from RefSeq and is a predicted model, not a curated record. Gene Ontology annotation, molecular function: DNA-binding transcription factor activity, RNA polymerase II-specific; RNA polymerase II transcription regulatory region sequence-specific DNA binding. Bases 41 to 1192 code for a protein of 383 amino acids. The transcript is spliced from 5 exons. Gene Ontology annotation, biological process: regulation of transcription by RNA polymerase II. NCBI's taxonomy places the organism in Eukaryota, Metazoa, Chordata, Cladistia, Polypteriformes, Polypteridae.
UGGCUUGAAAGUGACGGAGGAUCUCAAAGGGGAGCGGGCCAUGCAGAGCGUGCACAGAGGAGAUCCCGGCGGCCAGGCGAGGGGGCCACGAAGCUUCCCUCUGCUGUCCUCUUACUUUAUUGAGAGCAUCCUAGGCAGAGGUAACGACGGGGCUAAGCAGCCAGACCAGUUAGUAGCGGAGAAAGAGCUGGACAAAGAGGUCAACGAAGAAGAAGCAGCAGAUGAAAAACUGGAGAUGAAUAUGGUGACUGACAACCCUCCUGUCUUCUACGUGACAGAUGCCGUCAGAGAGGAGGCCACCCUUGGGACCGCAAUCUCUCAUCCAGCGAUCGUCAAUAGCCAGUCCUCUUCAAGUUCCGAAGGUCUAAUUCAGGAGAUGGAAUCUAUAUACUCAAAUUACAUAAAGUCCCAUCAGAUCCACUGUCUAGACGAGAAAUGCAUGCAGUCAGCAAAGGAGAAGGAGCUAGAUGAAGAGAAACUGUUCGCUGGCAAACCGCACAGAACAGGCAGCGAGAGUGUAGGGAGCAAGUGUCUCUCCCCGGAGCAUCCCGACAGCUCCUCUCCGAAGAGAAAGCAGCGGCGUUACAGGACCACCUUCACCAACUUCCAACUGGAAGAGUUGGAGAGAGCUUUCAGGAAGUCCCAUUAUCCGGACGUCUUCUCCAGAGAAGAACUCGCAAUGCGCUUGGAUUUAACAGAGGCAAGAGUACAAGUUUGGUUUCAGAACCGCAGGGCUAAGUGGCGAAAGAGGGAGAAGGCUGGCUUGCUGAGUAAUAUACCUGGACUGUCUCUUGGUGCUCCGCUGGGUCUGUAUUUGGAUAUCCCACUGAACCAGACUAUAGGUUUGGAUCCAGCGUGGAGAUCUGCUGCACUUCCUGCUUUGGGAAUCCCUCACUCAUCUCCAGCUUUGAACCCAUCAGGGCUGGGCAAUCUGGGCCUGAACACGCUAACCUGGGCUUCUCUUUUUCGACAUUCCCUUAUUCAGCCACAUUUCAACAGGUUUUUUUCUGCAGUGAACCCAUUAAUGGGGACGGCUUCAUUUCUACUUAAACCUCCAGGACAGGUCUUUGAUUCAUCAGCACCUCCCUUGAUGUUAGAUGCUACCAGCAGCGAUCGGAAAUCCUCCAGCAUUGCAGCAUUGAGACUUAAAGCUAAGGAGCAUGUUGUGCAUAUGCCACCACUUGACACUUAAAUUGAUGCUUCUGGGGUAGGCCAUGGAUAAGCCUUUUGGAAAGGAUCCACCAUCACCUGUCCCGUCUCUAGGCUGGAUUGCCAGGAUAAAGCUUUUCCAAAGAAGGGGGCACUCUGAGCCAGAAAGAAAAGUGUUCCUAGUGGUAAACAUAACUUACUGUAUGUCAAAGUAAAACCAUUUUGUGUUUUCUUUUCCUGUAACACCCUAACCAUGCUGUCAGGUUAAAAUACACACUAGGCAAGAGGUGGGUGGCACUGGGCAAUUUAAACCUCAAAACAGCAUAAUUCCAAGGACAGGUGCUCUACAAGGUUUUUCUUUCUGCAUUUCCCUUUUUUUGCAUUUUUCUUGUCACUUCCAACUCAGUAUAUGCUUUUUUCUUAGUAUUUACCAUCUUCUGUGGUGAUUUAAUUUUGGGAAGCAGAUCUUCGUAACAUCAUUUUCACAUAUUUUUGAAAUUCAGCAACUCAAUUAACAUUUUUUUUAAAAAUUUUUAGAUUGUAUAUUCACUGUCAUUUGCUUGCCUAAAUUUCCCAAUGAUAGGAGGUGCAGUAACAUUACCAGAUUACAAUGCAUACAUUCAAUCAAAGCAGGUCAGCUGUUCCAUUUUUUAUUUCUUUUCUUUAUUUGAAACAUUUGUUUUAGAGUUUUUGGUACCAUAUCUGAUACUGGAUCCUGCUCUUCUCCAUAUGAUGCUAGGAUUGGCUGUGGUCAUCAUAGGGCUAUGUAUUGGGAUAAGCAACUUAAUGAAUAAAAUGAAUGAAUUGAUGACUUUAAGGGUUUUUGCUCUUUGUCAUUUAUAUUCUGUUUGCCAGAUUUAAAGAAUUAGGGAUUCAUCAUUAUUAGGGUACAAGGUAGGAACCAACAAUGGACAGAGCACCAGUUGACUACAAGGCACAUUCAUAUGCAUGUCAUGUGAUCAAUCAUUAUUUCGACAAGUAAUUAAAUAUAUGUGUCUUUCGAGAUGAAUGAUAGAAUUGGAGUAUCAAAAAAACCCAAACAGAAAAAAAUCGAAUCAGAGUCAGAAUUUGAACCCAGUUUUCUGAAACUGUUUGUCAGAGGCACUAACCACUGUACUACUUUUUCAGCUUUACCUGAGCAUGUUCAGUAGUAUUUGAUAAAUAUUUAACUUACAUAGCCAUUAUUUGUGCAUAACAUUUUAGGUAUCUGAGUUUUUAUUGCAUGAGAUGGAUUUAGAGAGACCAGCAUGGACAUACCAAUUAGAGUAUUCUCUCAUGGUGGUCCUUAGCCAGCAGAACUGUUGCAAAGUCUGACACUAAAUGCACUGGUGCCAUUUGUAAUAUUAAUAAUAAUAAUUCUUGUAUUUACCUUUGUGCAGAUUCUCACUGAUUGUGCAUUUCUUUCUUUAUUUAAUCCUUUUUCUGCACCUAUUUAAUUUGAUCCUCAUGAUUAACUGCAUAAUAAAAGAGUUAUAAACUGUGUAUAGUGAUUAGUGCUGAGCCUCACAGAUUGAGGAGACCUGGCUAUUUUUUCCUUCUUUUUGUACAGUUUGCAUGUACUCCUUUUGUAGGUUUUCCUUCAGAUACUCCUACAUUCCCAACACACGAAGGCUGGACUGACUGGUGCCUCUGAACCAGCCUGCUGUGAGUGAAUGUAGAUGUGUGUGUGAGUGUACCAUGCAUAUACAGGGUCUAUUCCUGCUUAAGACAUAAUUUUCAGUUCUAGGUAUCAAUUUAUUGGAGUAAGCAGAUUUAUAAAAUAUAUGGAUAGACAGAAAUUAUAUACUCCACUCAGUAUCUUUUGUAUAUCCAUAUUUUGUAUUAAUUAUAACAAUUCUUUCGAGGCUAUAAUACAAAGAGUGCUUUUUAAAUGCUACAUGCUAAAUCUGCUGUUUUCUUUGUUCAUUUUCAUGCACAGCGGUACAAGCAACAAUGAAAAAUAAUAAUAAUGACUCAUGGAUGUAGCUUAUCAGGAACUUGUGAACUCAAAAAAUCUUACUUAUACUCUGACCUGAAAUUUUGUCUAUAAAUAGCCAAAUUACAUGCUGGCUAAUCAAAAAAGGAGAAAAUAGACACUUUUAUGCUUACGGGCCACCCCUACCAAGCUAAGCGUAUGUAACGACUUAAAAACACAGGAGUGCUGCCGUGUGGUGUUCAGACCUUAGCCAAUCUACAGUCUCACACUUCUCAGUGUAGGAGCUGAAGCAUUUGCAUGUCAGAAAACUACUAAAGUCUAUUUCUACCCGUUAAGUAAUUAUGGCAAUUGUAAAUAAAAUGCAGGUAUUUGAAAGUGAUACAGAAUUCUUGUUAUACCUGCUGUUGUAAUAUGAACUGUAUAUUUGUACUCGAUACACAUAAAAAUUAGUUACUUAUUAAUUUUCACAAAUCUUGUCCAAGGUAAUUUAAACAGUUAUAGUCAAUUUAUUAUGCAAGGGAAUCAUUUCAAUUUAGCUGCCUUAAAAAGGUUUUUUUGGGCUAAAAACACAUCUGAAAGUUUAAUCUGUAAGAAAUAUGACAAAACCAAUAUUAUUAAAAAUGCAAAAUUACCUUUAAAAUUUUGAAUGAAAUAGGGAAGCAAGCAUGUUACUUUUAAUAACUGUUGUUUUGUCUUAUGCUAUAAUAUAUAAUUGUAAUGUAUCCAUUUCCAAGUUCAGGACGUAAUUUAUGAAAUUAUUGACUGCAUACUGCAUUAUGGUGUAUUUUAAAUGAGACCUAUCAUGUCACUGAAAUGGGGAUUUUGUUUUUAAACUCCUAGGAAAACCUUGUUGCUCAGUGAAUUUGGUAGUUUAAGCACAGAAAUAGUUACACAGUGUCCUCACUUUGGCUCCCUUUACUGAUGGUGGGUUUACUUUACAAACUGGAAAACACAGGUGGUAUCCUCAUUGGAAUGGAUGAUACUUCCUAAAUUUUACUAAAAAAACAAAGGCUGUAAUAGCAUUACAAUUUUAGUGAUUUUUACACCAAAGUAUUCAACUAUGUGCCUCUGUGUAUCAUUUUGUAACAUCUCAGCGGAGUAUUUAUAAUUGAAAUCUCUCAGAGUUAUAAAGACGCUUUACUUAAUAUAUGUCUUCAUUGUAAAUGUAAAAUAAUGAUAGAAGGAGUUGGCUUGUUUUCUUUUUUCUUGCAUAAAUAAUA